CUCCUGCCGGUUAAUUCACUUUCCUUACAAGGCCCCAGCAAGAAGAUUUCCUCCCUCUCAGAAAGAGCGCAGCGAGGGCUGACAGCAGCAACGCUCUGUGUAGGCUGAAAGGAGAGCGGCUCUUGGAGGAGUCAGAUGCCUUGUCGCUCCACCAGAGAGCGAAGGAUGGGAGCUGCGAAUCCCUGUAGUCCCUGUGCAACCUAGGCCGGGGGGAAGGGGGCAUGCUCCUCCACGAGCGGCGGGCAAAUCGUAGGAAGUCGGCUGCAGAUACUUGUGGGGCGAAAAUGCAUUGGAAAGGAAGUUCAGAAGCAUCUGUGUGGCAUGGGCUGCCUUGAAUCUGGGUCAUAGUGAACCCCUCUCCUAAGCAACAACUGCAGAUUCCUCUCAAGUCAAACUCCUGAUGACUGCUUGACCCCACAUGCUUGGGUCUAGCUGAUGAAGAUGGAGGUUCUACGCCGCUCUUCUGUCUUUGCUGCAGAGGUGAUGGAAGUGUUUGAUCGGACUCCCACAGACAAGGAGCUUGUGUCUCAGGCCAAGGUGCUCUGCAGAGACUACAUCCAGUCCCGGCUAAUUCGAGUUGGGAUUGGCUGGAACAAGCCUGAAUACAGUGCACCGGCACUGGGUGGCAAGUUAGCAGAGGUUUCCCACAUACUUCUGAGACUAGGUGACGAGCUGGAGUACAUUCGGCCAAACCUUUACCGGAACAUUGCACGGCAGCUAAACAUUUCGCUUCACUCUGAAACCGUGGUGACUGAUGCCUUUCUGGCAGUGGCAACUCAGAUCUUCUCUUCAGGCAUCACAUGGGGUAAGGUAGUGUCGCUCUAUGCGGUGGCUGCUGGCCUGGCUGUGGACUGUGUGAGGCAUGCCCAGCCAGCCAUGGUUCACACCAUUGUGGAUUGCUUGGGAGAGUUUGUCCGCAAGACCUUGGUGACGUGGCUUAAGCGGAGAGGAGGCUGGACUGACAUUACAAAAUGUGUGGUGAAUACUGACCCCAAUCUCCGGUCUCAUUGGCUUGUGGCUGCCAUCUGCAGUUUUGGCCACUUCCUGAAGGCCAUCUUCUUUGUACUCUUACCAGAAAGAUGACAUCUAGCUGCCCAGUGAAGCCCCAUCUCCUUCUUGUGGACACACAAGGGGACAAAAUAAAAGGAGGAAGAGGGCUGGGCAAAUAUACCUUCCACUCUUCUGGCUUUCCAAGCUGCCUAACUGCAAAUAUAUAUAUUUUUCUUUCAGCAACAGAAAACCUUUUUCCAGGUCACUUUUUGAAGUUCCAGUUUCACUUUCUAAGUGGCUAAGAUCAUGUUCACAAAUUUGGGAGACUGGUGUGUUGGGUAAUCAGUUAUUUAUUUUUGUUUUUCUCUCCUUCAAAUUUGUGUCACAUUUCUAGUUGGAGCUGCUAUCGAGAAGGGAAUUGUGCUCUUCAUUUCUGAAAUGGCAACUACAGUACUUAGUGAUUUGUCUUUCAGUUAGGCAGUAGAUUCCUCCAGCCUUCCCUAAACACUGCAUCCUUGAGCUCUUGGUUAUUGUUGCUGUUAAAUGGACCAGGUUUCUAUAGCAGACUGAAAUGUAGUUAUCUUUUAAAGCUAGUCACCACAGCUAUGCCUAAGAAAACCAGACAGGGAUUGUGUACUAUGGCUAGCAGAGCUACAGUUUAUUACUUACAUAAGGGAUUAGGAUUGAAGAAGAUAGAUCCAGAAUCCAAUUAAAAUGCUAUGUUCUAUUUAGUGGAACAAAACAGAGUCCAGACUCACGAAACCGCAGCAACAUUUUGAGCCUUCCAACAUAAGGCCUCUUCCAGGAGCAUGAGGAAGCUUGAGAUCUUCACAUAUAAGAUUAGAGACCUUCACUGCAUAUUAUGAGGAAUGUGGGUAGGGGAAAUGGCACAGAUGCCUUGUAGCCACUGCAGUGUAUUUCUCAUGUGCAAUGUGUGACUUUUGUUUCUGUAAACAAAAUAAAUAAAUGCUGAUUGGAA
Molecule: messenger RNA, 1969 nt
Organism: Hemicordylus capensis (graceful crag lizard)
Lineage: Eukaryota; Metazoa; Chordata; Lepidosauria; Squamata; Cordylidae
Gene: BOK
Product: BCL2 family apoptosis regulator BOK
Exons: 5
Coding region: 436-1083 (215 amino acids)
Biological process (GO): intrinsic apoptotic signaling pathway in response to DNA damage; regulation of apoptotic process; extrinsic apoptotic signaling pathway in absence of ligand
Cellular component (GO): mitochondrial outer membrane
Molecular function (GO): protein homodimerization activity; protein heterodimerization activity
Source: RefSeq, a predicted model, not a curated record